GGCCGCGGUAGGUCGGGAGGCUGGGCUUGCGAGCUCCGGGGCCUCAGGAGGUGCUCAAGAAGCCCGGGCUCAGUGCCAGCGAGGAAGUACAGUUGACUUGUUAACGUGUGGUAUGAAACAAUGAGAAGAUUUUUGUUGCUUUAUGCUACACAGCGUGGACAGGCAAAAGCCAUAGCAGAGGAAAUAAGUAAGAAAGCUGGUGAACAUGGAUUUUUUGCAGAUCUUCACUGUUUGAGUGAAUCUGACAAGUAUGAUUUAAAAACAGAAACAGAUCCACUUGUUGUUGUUAUUUCUACCACUGGCACUGGAGAUCCACCAGAUACAGCAAUCAAGUUUGUUAAGAAAAUUAGAGACAAAACUCUGCCACCUGAUUUCUUCUCUCAUCUACGGUAUGGAUUACUAGGUCUGGGUGAUUCAGAAUAUACCUACUUCUGUAAUGGUGGAAAAAUAGUUGAUAAACGACUUCAAGAACUUGGUGCUCAACAUUUCUAUAAAACUGGGCAUGCAGAUGAUUGUGUAGGUUUAGAACUUGUUGUUGAACCAUGGAUUGAUGGACUUUGGACUGCCCUCAACAAACACUUUGUGUCAAGUAAAGGAAAAGCAGAUAUGACCAGUGAUUUCAGUACUACAUCUAAUAUCUCCUUCCAGACUGAUUUAGUUAAACCAGAAGUAUUACCCAUUGAGUCGCAAAUUGCACUUCUCAAAUUGGAUGAUUCAGGGAAAAAAGUUUCUGAGGCUUCAACACAAAAUAUCACCAAUGUUCUUUCAGGAAGUUUAAUUGAAGAUUCUGAACCCUCACUUACCCAGUCAAUACCACCCCUUUCACAGUCUGCUCUUAAUAUUCCAGCAUUACCCCCAGAAUAUUUAGAUGUCCAGUUUCAGGAGCCUCUUGGCCAGGAGCAAUGCCAAGUGUCUUUUACUCCAAUGGAUACAGUUUUCCAGGUUCCCAUUUCAAAGGCCAUCCGGCUUACUAAGGAGGAUGCCAUAAAAACCACUCUGCUGUUAGAAUUGGACAUUUCAAAUACAACAUUUUCCUACCAGCCUGGAGAUUCCUUCAGUAUCAUUUGUCCUAAUGAUGCUUCAGAAGUACAGGAAUUACUUCAGAGACUACAGCUUUCAGAGAAGAGAGAACACUGUAUUUUAUUGAAAAUUAAAGAGAACAACAAAAAGAAAGGAGCAGCCAUACCACAGCAUGUUCCUGAAAGGGUCUCUCUUCAGUUCCUUCUUACAUGGUGUCUUGAAAUAAGAGCAAUUCCUAAAAAGGCAUUUUUGCGAGCCCUUGUAGAAUAUACCAGUGAUAGUACGGAAAAGCGAAGGUUACAAGAACUUUGCAGCAAACAAGGGGCCUCUGAUUAUAAUCAUUUCAUACGAGACUCUUAUGUCAGCUUGUUAGACUUACUCCAUGCUUUUCCAACUUGCAGGCCACCUCUUAGUCUGCUGCUAGAACAUCUUCCCAAGCUUCGAGCCAGACCAUAUUCUUGUGCAAGCUCCUGUUUAUUUCAUCCAGGGAAACUUCAUUUUGCAUUUAACAUUGUAGAGUUUCUGUCCAGUGUGGAACCUGUGACUUUGCGAAAAGGAAUAUGUACGGGCUGGCUGGCCGUAAUGGUUAACUCAGUACUUCAGGGAAAUGGAAAUGUCUCACAAGGAAAUGAUGUUGAAGCUAGCUUUCCAGAGAUCUCCAUCUUUCCUCAUACCACAAACUCUUUCCGAUUACCCAAUGAUCCUUCAGUACCUAUUAUAAUGAUUGGUCCAGGAACUGGCAUUGCACCUUUUAUUGGUUUCCUACAACAUAGAGAAAAGAUCCAGGAACAGCAUCCAGGUGGAAACUUUGGAACCAUGUGGUUGUUUUUUGGCUGCAGACAUAAGGAUAGAGACUAUUUAUUCAGAGAAGAUCUAGACCAUUUCCUUAAAAAUGGAAUUUUAACUGAGCUGAAAGUCUCCUUCUCAAGAGAUAUUCCUGCGAAAGGGAAAGAUACCUCACCCAAAUAUGUGCAAGAUAAUAUUCGCCUUUAUUCCCAGCAUGUCACAAGAAUCCUUCUCCAAGAAAAGGGUUGUAUCUAUGUGUGUGGAGAUGCAAAAGGAAUGGCAAAAGAUGUGAAUGAUGCUUUAGUGGAAAUCUUAAGCAAGGAGGCUGGGGUUGAAAAGUUGGAAGCAAUGAAAAUGUUGGCUACUUUACGAGAAGAAAAACGAUAUCUACAAGAUAUUUGGUCUUAAGAUAUAUUUUGUCUGUUUGGAAAGACUCUGAGAUCUUUUGAGCCGAAAAUAUUAGAAUGCUUUUUCCCUGUUUUCAUAUUCUGUGCCAAUUAUUUUAGUUUUUAUAUUUCCUGGUGGGACUUUGAUAUGAAAAAUUAACCAUUGCAGGAAGCCCUUGUUUAAGAUCUUGAAUAAUUUACUACUGCCUACUCACUAGUACUUCUAGGGUGUUUUUGCAAGUAUAGUUCAGUGAUUGCAAACUCAGAUAGAAACAAUGGCCACUAAUGCAUACAUAAGGAUCCCUAUGGGCUACAUAUUGACUUAGUUUUAGAAA
Messenger RNA from Phascolarctos cinereus (koala), 2527 nucleotides. RefSeq names its product 5-methyltetrahydrofolate-homocysteine methyltransferase reductase (gene MTRR). The record is from RefSeq and is a predicted model, not a curated record. NCBI's taxonomy places the organism in Eukaryota, Metazoa, Chordata, Mammalia, Diprotodontia, Phascolarctidae. Gene Ontology annotation, cellular component: cytosol. Gene Ontology annotation, molecular function: [methionine synthase] reductase (NADPH) activity; flavin adenine dinucleotide binding; FMN binding. Gene Ontology annotation, biological process: homocysteine metabolic process.